Messenger RNA from Bursaphelenchus xylophilus (pine wood nematode), 1193 nucleotides. The record is from the annotation of a GenBank genome assembly. NCBI's taxonomy places the organism in Eukaryota, Metazoa, Nematoda, Chromadorea, Rhabditida, Aphelenchoididae.
AUGGCGACCACGAUUCAAGAAUGCGCCUCAUUGAGUGCAUUGGAACGCCGAGAACGAAGAAAACAAAAGAUCCUGAACAACGCAGAAUCUCGACUGAACAAGUUGUUAUCCGGGCCAGAUGGUGAGUUGUGUUUUUCUGCUGUUCUUUAGGAUUUAGAUGAAAACGGGUUGAAAUGAGGUGUCUAGUGGAAUAUCGGGGGAUUUGGUUUUGAAACAGACUAAAGGGAGCUGGCUUUUAUUGAGAAAUGUCGAUGAGAUCGCAUAUUUGCUGUUUUCCCAACCGUUGGUGUUUUCGAAGGCUUUUCGUUUGCAAACUAUGCAUUUUUAUCUUGUUUUAGGCUACCAGUGUUGUAUUGCUAGUUUUUGUUGGAUAGCCUACAAUUUCUUGAUAAUUUUGGUUUGGAAAUUUGGCCCAAGGUAUUUUCCAAAUUUUCGCUUGAGUUGCACCAAAAUUCGAGGCUGUUUUACGUCUAUUUCAACCUUCCUCUUGUCCUAGACCUUCAAAAUUAAUCUAAUUUCAAAUAAUUUUAGGUACCACACGAGCAGCCCCAGGAAUUGAUGGCGCUCCUUCUCCAGUACAACCUUCCACCGCAGCUGAACGAGAUUCCCAACUCAACGCCUCACAUUCCAGUCAAACUUCCACCAGAACUGCCAAGGAGAUAGAUGAAGGGGAAAUCGAUUUCUCAAAGCUCCAGUCCUCCGUUCUUGGUGACGAAUCGCUGAAUUCUACACAUUUGGACUUUGUGAUGCCUACGUACUGGGAUUCUGUGGACAAAAAUCGCUUCUAUUUGGUCGGAAUCAUGGGUAACAUUAAAAAAAUAUGUUCUGAUUUUGUUUUAGGUCUUAUCUUGACGAUUCUUGCCCAAUAUCAUCUGUUGAACAAUGUGAUCUGGCCCAUAAUUCUUGUCCAGCUGUCGUACGAGAUAUUCAUGUUCAGGAGUGUAAGUUUCUCACAUUUUUUAUCCAUUCCUUUUCAAAUUUAGCGCAAAUUCCGCUACCCAAAACACGGCUACGUGGUGAAUAUCCUUUUGGCCGCUGGACUGGACGACAACAUCGUGAUCAAUGCCGGCGUGAUCCUGGACAUUGGUUGGGAACUCAUGGUCGAUCUGGUUUUGAUCUCCUUCGUCUAUGUGUCAUCGAAUGUUGUGGUACAGACCACCCACAAACUGCUCCAAUACCUGGCCAGCUUCUAA